Messenger RNA from Parastagonospora nodorum SN15, 4632 nucleotides. RefSeq lists its product as hypothetical. Gene Ontology annotation, cellular component: intracellular membrane-bounded organelle. The record is from RefSeq and is a predicted model, not a curated record. Gene Ontology annotation, molecular function: phosphatidylinositol-3,5-bisphosphate 5-phosphatase activity; transmembrane transporter activity. Gene Ontology annotation, biological process: phosphatidylinositol dephosphorylation; transmembrane transport. The transcript is spliced from 3 exons. Lineage: Eukaryota; Fungi; Ascomycota; Dothideomycetes; Pleosporales; Phaeosphaeriaceae. Bases 1 to 4632 code for a protein of 1543 amino acids.
AUGGUAGACAUUGGCAAUGCCCGUAUCGCGGGAUUGGAGGUCGAUUUGGACCUCUCAUCGACACAAUACGAGUGGUUGCUAUGGGCUUUUUAUAUUACAUACAUCACCUUUGCGUGGAUGACCUUGAUGUACCGUAUCAUCCCGGCACACAUCUACAUAUCGGUGUGUAUCCUGUCCUGGGGUAUUAUCGCGUCCUUGCAAGCAAUCGUAACCUCGUUCGGCGCCCUCGUUGUCCUUCGAGCCCUGCUAGGCGUAGGAGAGGCAGCCUUUGGUCCUGGUGUCCCGUUCUUCCUUUCGUUCUUCUACCGGCGAAACGAGCUGGCAUUCCGGACUGGUCUGCAAGUCAGCGCCAGCCCACUUUCAAGCUCCUUUGCUGGAGCACUGGCAUACUUCAUCACUAAAGCGGCCAAGAAUGGUCCGUUUUCGCCUUGGAGACUAUUGUUCCUGCUUGAAGGUUUCCCCAGCUUGCUAAUCGCUAUAUGGGCAUUUGACUUUGUGCCAGAUGGUCCAGGUGUCGCAAAGUGGCUAAGCCCUCGCCAGCGAGAGGUUGCCAUGCUAAGGUUGAGGUCAGAGACGGAAAGUCAAGAUGACGAAUUCCACGACGAGAAACAUGACGGCGGACGGAGAACGGGAGGACUCGACUUUCGCGAAGUGCUUCAAACCCUCAAAGACCCCAAGUGCUACCUCACUGCUGGUAUGUUCUUCAGCUGCAACGUGGCUUUCAGCUCUAUGCCAGUCUUCAUGCCCACGAUUAUACGUGACAUGGGAUACGAAAGCAUCGCCGCACAAGGCUUGUCCGCCCCGCCGUAUCUGUUCGCAUUUCUCGUGGUUGUGACGACGGCGUAUUACUCUGAUCGAACGCAAACACGCUCGACCUUCAUCAUCCUACAUUCCUUCCUCGCAACACUUGGCUACGGAACCAUCGCAGUCUCCGGCUACAUGGAAUCCACCAACACGAUGAUUCGUUACAUGGCACUCUACCCAGCCGUGGCCGGGUUCUUCUCCGCUAUCACGAUCAUCAUCACAUGGACGCUCAACAACCAGCAGACGGACAGUAAGAAAGGCACUGGCAUGGCUAUCUUGAAUGUGAUUGGGCAGAUGGGACCCCUGCUUGGGACCAGCAUCUUCCCCGACAGAGAUGGUCCAUACUAUGUUAAGGGAAUGUCGGUUUGUGCAGCCUUCAUGUUGCUGGUUGGCGUCCUGGCAGCUGUGUUGAGAUGGGUGCUAAUCAGGGAGAACAAGAAAGCAGGCCAGGCGCAAGGCGGCGAAUAUGCUGGUGUACCGCUAGAGGAGGAUUUCCACGCCAAUCUCAAAUUUAUGGAUAUCUCUAAGUCCAGACCCGAGCCGCGAGAGCGGGCUAACUCGGUUGCUUCCCGAGCGACUACUUCACUUGAAAGCAAUGCGGACCGUCAAGAAGAGUUCGACAAAGCGUCAACCGUUGUCGGAAGCCCUCAAAACUCUCCACAGAAUGACGGCCCGAUCAACAACUUCAAACCCGAAGCUGAUCUCGAGAAGAAGCCUGGAAUGCCACAAGAAGAUGCCGCCUCAACCAAAUUUGGUGGCGAAGAAGAGGACCCGGCUGUGGGCGUGCCUAUCCACAGGGCGUCUACUCCUUCAACCGUACACAAAGCCAAGGGUGUGACCUACGAGAAGGUUGGUGAAAACGGUAUCAACCGAAUGCACAAAUUCUCUCUCUAUGAGACCAGCGCACGGUUUUACCUGGUCGGAGCGGACAUCAUGGAGAAGCAGUAUCGCGUUCUCAAGGUCGACCGCACGGCGCCGCCAGGGCAUUUGAACAUAUUCGAGGAUGACAUAUUGUACAGCCGGCGAGAAAUGCAUCAGCUUUUGAAUACCAUUGACGAAGGUAACAAGGGCACCGGCGGAAUGAAGCUCAAGUGCAGCACCUGGGGCUUGCUCGGCUUCAUCAGGUUCACGGAAGCUUACUACAUGCUGCUGAUCACAAAACGAGCGCAAGUGGCCGUGCUCGGUGGGCAUUACAUCUAUCAGGUUGACGGUACAGAGAUGAUCCCGUUGACGACUGGAUCUACCUCAAGAUUCCAGAAAGACCGAAACCCAGAAGAAGCCAGGUAUCUUGCCAUGCUCAACACAUUGGAUCUUACGCGAGGAUUCUACUUCAGCUACUCGUACAAUGUAACCAGAAGCCUCCAGCAGAACAUCAUCCGCGAACGAACAAGUGUCAAUGAAGGCAGUGACAGUCCCCAACGCGACUUUCAGGACAUGUUUGUUUGGAACCACUAUUUAUUACACCCCGCUCGCGACAGCAUGAAGAACAUGUAUGACUGGUGUCAUCCAGUCAUACACGGGUACAUUGACCAGGGUUCUAUCGAUGUCUUUGGCCGUCGUAUAUACAUGACCAUCAUCGCUCGUCGAUCACGGCACUUUGCGGGUGCUCGAUUUCUGAAGCGUGGAACGAACGACAUGGGCUACGUUGCGAACGAUGUCGAGACUGAGCAAAUUGUAUCCGAUGCACUUACGACCUCAUUCCAUGCCCCGGGUCCACGCUUAUACGCAAGCCCAACAUACACAUCUUAUAUCCAACAUCGUGGGAGUAUUCCUCUGUACUGGACCCAAGACAACACUGGUGUAACCCCGAAACCAGACAUUGACCUAAGUUUGAUGGACCCCUUCUACAGUGCAGCCGCAUUCCACUUCGACCACUUGUUCGAACGAUACGGUGCUCCGCUAUAUGUACUCAACCUCAUCAAAGCCAGAGAGCGGACACCUCGUGAAUCGAAGUUGCUUUACGAAUACAAACAUUGCAUCGACUACCUGAAUCAAUUUCUACCAAAAGAAAACAAGAUCAUAUACGAGGCAUUUGAUAUGUCACGAGCGGCAAAGACCCGAGGCCAGGAUGUCAUUGGUACGCUGGAGAACCUCGCAGAGAAAGUCCUUUGCACGACCGGUUUCUUCCACAACGGCGAGUAUGAUGUCGACGCACCACAAGUCCAAAAUGGCGUUGCUCGGACUAACUGUAUCGACUGUUUGGAUCGUACGAACGCAGCACAAUUUGUGAUUGGCAAACGAGCCCUGGGUCGCCAACUGCAUGCGCUUGGAGUCAUCGCUGGUAACACCGUCGAGUACGACUCAGAUUGCGUCGAGAUGUUUACACAUAUGUUUCAUGGCCACGGAGACGCUAUUGCUAUUCAGUAUGGUGGCUCUCAUCUUGUCAACACCAUGGCAACAUACAGGAAGAUCAACCAAUGGCAAAGCAGUUCGCGUGACAUGGUCGAGAGUUUCAAGCGCUACUAUCACAAUUCAUUCCUGGACUCGCAACGCCAAGAAGCAUAUAAUCUCUUCUUGGGCAACUACGUCUAUAAACACGGACAGCCGAUGUUAUGGGACUUGUCGACGGACUACUACCUUCAUCACGAGGAUCCACGUUCAUGGCUCGAAAAGCCACGUCCUAAUUAUAUCACUUGGUAUACACCCAGCUUUCUACAGCCUCGCUCACUCCCACAAUCGAUCACUCCAAGACUAGCGCAGGCUGUCAUAAGUGCGCGCGACGAUUACUGGCUUGAAUAUUAUCGACCACUGGCUAUUUCAUCAUUCCUCAAGAUCUUUGCUUUCCGAAUAGCUUCACCACGUCCUGGUCGGGAUGCCAGAGAUGGGACCCAUCCAGCAAGGAAGGACAACUUGUCGCCGUUCAUUCCUCGCAAAAAGCAACAUGAUGAACCGCAAGUCAAGGAUGGAAAGAAAGCUUUGCGCAAGGGAGUCACGAUCAUCGAUCCGUCUAGCGAGACCGAGUCACGCCAUGGGAGCAUUAUAGGUCGCAGGAGACGAGAGGGCAACCUGAGUCUGCAUACCGAGUCCGCAAUGACGCAUUCAAUCUUACGAGACCCUCAUUUCGAGACAGAACUGCCGUAUUCCGCACCAGCAACCACAGGGACAUUUCCAUCAUUGUCCAACUCCGGUACAACUUCCACAGGCCUAUCAUCCACCCUCAAACCCGGCUUCAAGCCUGCCGACAAAGCCCUCAUAAACCAAUGGACCCUAACACAAUUCUACGAAAAUAGCAUGAACCCCUCAGUCUCCACCACCGAAGAAGACGAAUACUCUCGCUACGUCGAACACCCGCUCAACCUCCCCCUCGUAGUCAGCAACGAAGGACCAAGCAUCAACGACCCCAGCGCGCUCGAAUACCACGACUACCUCUGUAUGACUGAAGGCGAGCCCCACGCCGUCAGAGACGCCGAUGAAGCUAGUUUCCGCCUCGCCAUGACCUCAACCCCGCGCUUCGACACUGACGCCGCCUCUCUCCGCUCCUUCGCCUCUCAACGCCCCAUGACCUCACAGUCCAUUAAUACACCCUUUUCCCACGCUCCAUCAUACUCCUACCCACCCCUGCACAACCUACACCCGCACCUUCAGCAAUUCCACCCAGAGGAGCCGCAGCCGCAAAUGUAUGCCACGCCCGGAAAAUUCGUGACGCCCGAGCAGGACGUGGAGGAGUUUGAGGAGUUUCUAAAGGUCCGCGAGAAUCCGCUGGAUGUGGAGGAUGAGGAUGGUGCGAAGAAGAGGUAUAAGGCGUAUCGGCAGUGGUUGCGCGGGAAGAGCUUUUUUAAACAGAGUAAGGUUGAUCCGGAGUGGCAGAAUCAGCUGCCUGUUAGGUAG